This is a messenger RNA of Diversispora eburnea, 1557 nucleotides long. The record is from the annotation of a GenBank genome assembly. NCBI's taxonomy places the organism in Eukaryota, Fungi, Glomeromycota, Glomeromycetes, Diversisporales, Diversisporaceae.
AUGUCUCAGCUUGCCUCAACGAUACCUACUUUUACCGAGCCCAGUGCUAUUUGUCAAGAAAAAACCACCACUGACAAAAUACCAAUGGUUGUUAAUCAACGACAUAAACCUAGCACGACUAAAAAGAGGGCUUCUAAACAAGAAGACUCUGACGACUACGAAGGGACCUUAAAUGAACCGGUGGCUUACCGUCCAUAUCCUGUAACAAAUAUGAAAAUAAAAAGGACAAAAUAUUCAACUUCUCUGGAUCCUCGUGGUUAUAUUCCUGUAUAUGAAUUUACCAUAAAUGAUCAACCAAUUAUGUGGGAUCGAGAGAAUGGAUAUGUUCAUUUUACAGGAAUCUGGAAAGCCCUAGGGAAUAAUAAAGCUGAUAUUGCUAGAUUAGUUGAUACUCAUCCUGAUUUGGCUUUAACAAUCAAGAAGGUUAGAGGAGGAUUCCUUAAAAUACAAGGGACAUGGUUUGCUUACGAGCUUUGCCGUCGAACGUGUUAUGUUGUUCGUGAGGAAUUAAUACCUUUAUUUGGACCCGAAUUUCCCUCACAAGCUUUAGACCCAACACAACCAGGAUAUGGUCGUCUUACACUCUCUGAUUCGGUACCAACUAAGAAAAGGCAAAGGCGUAAACCUAAAGAUGCGCGCACGGACAAUUCGACUUCAACAACUAAAGGCAAGGCUAAGACCAUGAUCAAGUUGUUAGCUUCCCCUCUUGAAGAAGAAAAUUCUCAUGAUAUUAUUACGUAUGAAACAAAAGAUGAUAUUGUUCCAAUUAUUGAUCAACAAUAUCAUAAAAAUGUGAAGGUUCAAGGUCUGGAUACUAAUCAUCGUCAUUUAGUAAUCCUUCGUAAACAUAAACGCAUAUCUGAAGAUGAUCUCACCGAAUCAAUUACCGAUAAUUUGGUAUCUAAACGAAGGAGACAACGUUCACCAACGAACAGUAGCCUUGGGGAUGAUGAAGAUUCCUCCACUGAGGAGGAUCGUAAUAAUUUGCGUCGGGGUUCAGUUUCGACAUUUUCUAGUAUUUCCCAACAUCAUCACGAAAAUCACGAUAUUUCUCAUCACCAUGAAUAUCAAAAUAUUUCUCAAUAUCACGAACAGCAGCAAAAUAUUUCUCAUCAUCAUGAACAACAACAAUCUUCAAUUAUGAAUCCUACGGAUACAAAUGAAGUACCACCAGAGAAUUAUUAUGAAUUCCCUCAUUCCCCACCUGCUACCGCCUCUCCAAUAUUAACUUUCCCCGAUCAUUCCAUUAAUUAUUCCCCUAACCUUCCACCCGAUCGUUCACCAACUACUGAUUCUUUUUAUUAUGAUUUUUACACCCCUUAUCCACCUCCUACUAUUCACCCUUUAUAUCCUCAUCAACCACCUUCACCGUUAACAGAACAUGAUCUUUAUGAUGCAAUCAACGCGACUCUCGCGUUACAACAAUUAUCACAAGAUAACGGGGAUCGUCCUUUGGAAAAAGAACAAAUGUCAAACGCAUGGCCUCGAAAUUUUAUUAUGGGAAAUCGAGAAUUUCAAUUUAUUGGAUGUCGAUAUCGCGUUGUCCGAUAUUGGUAA